Messenger RNA from Bufo bufo (common toad), 1029 nucleotides. Its product is annotated as G-protein coupled receptor 55-like. Gene Ontology annotation, molecular function: G protein-coupled receptor activity. NCBI's taxonomy places the organism in Eukaryota, Metazoa, Chordata, Amphibia, Anura, Bufonidae. The transcript is spliced from 2 exons. Gene Ontology annotation, biological process: positive regulation of Rho protein signal transduction; phospholipase C-activating G protein-coupled receptor signaling pathway. The record is from RefSeq and is a predicted model, not a curated record. Bases 94 to 1029 code for a protein of 311 amino acids. Gene Ontology annotation, cellular component: membrane.
CGUGGCAACUGUUGAUUCUUCCUCCAAUCAAGUUGCUAUUUGGCUCUUCUAUGAGGAUUUCAGCCUGAUCCAUUUCCAUCUGUUUCCAGAGAAAUGAAUGAGAGCCUGAACAACUGCAUAUUUGUAAAUGUGACAUCAAUAAUGAAUACCGUACAAUUUUCCAUCUACAUUCCUACAACUAUCAUAGGAUUCAUCCUCAACAUAUUUGCCCUGUGGAUAUUCUGUUUCACCAUGAAAAAGCACACAGAAGCCUCAAUAUACCUUCUGAAUUUGGCGUUACUAGAUUUUUGCCUUGUUGUGUCUCUACCAAUCAGACUCCACUUCUCACAGUACAAUGUCAUUGUAAGUGGCCGGAUGUGCAGUUUUUUAGAGUCUCUCUACUUCACUAAUAUGUAUGGGAGUAUCUACACAAUCAUGUUCAUCAGUGUGGACAGAUAUAUUGCCAUUAAAUUCCCUUUCCUGUCCAAGAUGCUACGCUCACCCAAAAAAACUCUAUGCAUUUGCAUUUUUAUCUGGGUUUUUGUAUGGACGGUGGCUCUCUGCACUUUUAACUUUCAAGACGACUUAAGACAGGGCAGCUGUUUUCAUAAUAUGUCAGACAGUAUUUGGAGUACCCACAUAAUUGUACCUCUAGAGAUUUUCGGAUUUCUGAUCCCUAUGACAGUCAUGCUGUACUGUUCUAUCCAGAUCAUCAUGACUCUGCUGGUUCCGGUAUCAUCAUCAUCUGUGCAAUGUGAAGGAUCAAAGGCUUAUGUCAUACGCAUCAUUAUCUCUAACUUGAUAGUGUUUUUGUUUUCAUUUUUGCUUAGCCAUAUUGGUAUCUUCUUGCAGUUCUUGGUCAGAAAACAUGUCAUUUCAAACUGUUUGAUAAAGAAACAUAUAAGUCUUUUCGUGCAAGUGGCCCUAUGUAUUUCCAACAUUAACUGCUGUCUUGAUGCUAUUACCUACUAUUACGUGGGGAAAGAAUUUCGAAGAAAAUUGGUUAAGAGUCAUUCAAGCGUGACACAAGUUGACAAUACAAUAAUCUGA